This is a messenger RNA of Dendronephthya gigantea, 1046 nucleotides long. RefSeq lists its product as uncharacterized. The transcript is spliced from 7 exons. Bases 60 to 1046 code for a protein of 328 amino acids. Lineage: Eukaryota; Metazoa; Cnidaria; Anthozoa; Malacalcyonacea; Nephtheidae. The record is from RefSeq and is a predicted model, not a curated record.
GAAAUGUCAUUCUCGAUACUCAAAUAAUUAAGAGCACAGAAGUAAAAAACUCUAAUGGAAUGGAAUUAGAAUCUCUAAAAAGGCAACUUCUUUACCUCGAAGAAGCAAAUGUGGUUGUGAAGAAAGUGGUGACAGACAGGCAUGGCCAAGUAGCGUCCUACAUGGCGGAAGAAAAGCCAGAUAUUGAACACAAUUACGACGUCUGGCAUUUAGCUAAAGGUGAAAAGAAAAAGUUGCUCAAAGCUGUGAAGACAAAAAAAUUUAAAGCCAUUAAACCCUGGAUUGGGUCUAUUAUAAAUCAUAUAUACUGGGUGGCUUUGUCAACUGCAAAUGAAGAUGAGAGAGUGGAAAAGUGGUUAAGCUUGUUGAAUCACAUAGUGGAUAUUCAUGUGCAUGAAGAAAACAAGAUUUUUAAAAAAUGCACACAUGAGGAAGUGGAUCGAGCUUGGUUGAAACCAGGUUCAGCAGCUUAUAAGAAGCUUAAAGAAAUCUUAACAAGACCAAGAUUAUUAUCUGCAAUUCGAAAGCUGUCAGGCUCUCAUCAAACCUCAUCCCUAGAAGCAAAGCAUGCUCUUGACAACCAAUUUGCAUCCAAGAAUACCUACUACCCAUACCAUUCAUUGAUGGCAAGGAUAUUUUGCUCAAACCUACAUUUUAAUGAAAAUUCACAACGGAAACAAGCAGAGACAAAAGAAGGAGCCCCCCGAUGGGUUGUCAUAUAUCCUAAGGCACAUAUGGGUGAAAAAGCAAUUGCUCGAAAAAUUAAAGAAGAUACAACACACAAAUAUAUACAAGCAAUCCAGCAGGAAACUCUCAAGCUGAGGAUGAACUAUCCAACACUAAAGAAAGCAUGUGAGCAUGCAAAAAAGAUGCCUGAAGAGCCAAAAUCACUAGUUCAAAAUUAUCUUGAUGGCAAACAACCAGAAUGCAAAGAAACAGUUGUUUCAAUACAGCAGAUUCACAAACCAGCCUAUCCAAUUGCUGACGAUGGAACCACAUGUAAAUGCUCAGGCAAAUGUGCUACGGUAGAUGCCCAUGUAAAUUAG